AACACUAGGCAUAUGCCAAAUUGAUUAAGAGGGGCACAUCAUUCCAGCGGCAGGCAGCACGUGUGAAAAGGAAUAUUAUAUUAUUUUCAUUCUAUUUGAUAAGUAUAUUACUAAUUUCAAGUAAUUUCCGUUGUAUUAUAAAAAACAAAAAUGGAAACUGAAUCAUUCUACGGUGUUGAAUUAAGCGAAAAAGAUCCCUUGGCCCAAUUCGAGGUAGCGGAAUCAGACAAAGAAGUCCAAGAUCAAAAAUUAAUUAUUAAACAAAUAAGUCUAGGCGCUGAUGCCAAACAGGGUGAAUUCAAUGUAGUACAGGCUGAAGUGAAAGUGGAUGAGAAGCAAACCCUUAAGAUCCCCAUUGCUGUGCUGAAGGUUGGCGAAACUCGCGUUCUUAAGCCCAAUUUGGAAUUCCCCAGCGAUUCGGUUACCUUUAAGUUGACACAAGGAACCGGUCCGGUUUAUAUAUGUGGUCAACAUUUGGUCCAUGAACUUGUUGACGAAUGGGGUAACGAGGACGAAGAAGAUGUCGACGAUGAUGAUGAGGACGAAGAUGGAGAGGCUCCACCGCCACAACAGAAUGGUAAAAAUAGCAAAAAGAAGUAGAACCUUAGUAGCGAGAACUUUUAACUAGGAAGACAAAAAAAAAACAGAAUUCCCCUUUUUUAUUUAAAGUACCAUGAACAAGAAAAUAUCCCAUUUCCUUUAAUGCUAAAAGAAAACUGUAAUUAUUUUUUUACUAUAAGUUUAUAAGUAGUAAUUAUAAAAAAAAGUAAUUACUUGGAAAAAAAUCAGUAAGAAUAAACAAAAUAAAAAAAUUAAGAUUUAGAA
Molecule: messenger RNA, 825 nt
Organism: Stomoxys calcitrans (stable fly)
Lineage: Eukaryota; Metazoa; Arthropoda; Insecta; Diptera; Muscidae
Product: nucleoplasmin-like protein
Exons: 3
Coding region: 151-600 (149 amino acids)
Biological process (GO): chromatin remodeling
Cellular component (GO): nucleoplasm; cytoplasm; nucleolus
Molecular function (GO): histone binding; chromatin binding; RNA binding
Source: RefSeq, a predicted model, not a curated record